CCAAUUUAAGCCAGUCCUUGUCUCCUGUGCAUGGGCGUAUAACACAAUGGCCUUUUCUCGCUCAGCACGAAUCACUCUCCUUCUCGUUAUCGACGUCUUCUUCUUCUUCGUAGAGCUCAUCGUCGGAUAUGCCGUUGGCUCUCUCGCCCUCGUCGCCGAUAGCUUCCAUAUGCUCAAUGACGUGAUGAGUCUCAUCGUCGCCCUUUAUGCCAUCAAGCUUACAAGCGGCCCCUCUGAGAAAAAGGAUCUCUCAUAUGGCUGGCAAAGGGCUGAGAUUCUCGCUGCUCUCGUCAACGGCGUAUUUCUCCUAGCUCUCUGUUUUUCCAUCACAAUGGAGGCCAUUGGGCGGUUCUUCAGCACCCCUGAGAUUUCCAAUCCUAAACUUGUCAUUGCUGUUGGAUCUUUGGGGCUUGUCUCAAACAUCGUCGGCUUGUUCCUCUUUCAUGAGCAUGGUCAUUCACAUGAGCAUAACGCUACCAGUAGACCUCCUUCACCCUCUGCAGAUACAAUGGUAGCAUCUCCAGAGUCUGAGCUUCCCGACUUAUCAACACCAGCGCAAAGGAUACCUGUUCGCUCACCAGGACGCACGAGCGACAAUUCAUACGGGGAAAUGUAUGGACAUCCCGCCGCGACGCGCGCAUCAUUGAUGCAGGCGGCUCAGGAUAUGGCUUCCUCCGUUGGCGCCCCUGGAACUUCCCCGAGCCGCACACGAAGGCAACAUUCGCGACCCAGUGUUCACCUUGCACACCCAAGUGGGGAUCAAGUACCUACACCGUACCUUGACGAUAACACUGAGCAAACCCCCCUUUUGGGAGGCGCAAGUUCCCGUUCGCAUGACCAUCCCGUGUCUUCCACUCCAUCGACCGUGUCCAACGCAAAGAGCGUUAGCCCGUCACCUUCUUCGCACAGUCAUGGACAUGGACACGGACAUGGACAUAAUCAUUCUGGCUCCAUGAACAUGCGAGCUCUCGUCUUGCAUGUUUUGGGUGACGCUCUAGGAAAUGUCGGCGUCAUUGCUACAGGUCUCAUCAUCUGGCUCACAUCUUGGAGCUUUAAGUACUACUUUGAUCCAAUCAUCAGCUUGGUCAUCACCGUCAUCAUAUUCUCCUCUGCCUUGCCUCUUGUUCGCAGUGCAUCGUUCAUUCUCUUACAGGGUGUCCCUCCAAACAUAUCCAUAGAAGAUGUCCGAGAGUCUAUUUGGGCUGUGGAGGGUGUACUUUCCGUACACGAACUGCACAUUUGGCAGCUAUCCGAAAGUAAAGUCAUAGCCUCGGUGCACGUCCUUGCAUCGAGAGAGCUCGACUUUAUGCCUGUUGCCGUUGAAAUCCGUCGUGUUUUGCACCUCCGUGGCAUUCACUCUAGUACAAUUCAACCAGAAUACCAUCCAUCAAGUACCACCGACGCAAUUCCCGAGGAGCACCUCAAGGGAGAAACAUCUUGCCUAAUUCUCUGUCCCGCAGAUGAAAACUGUGAUCCCUUAGAAAACGCGUGUUGUCCGCCCCUGGCACCGUCACAUUCUGACGCAUAAGCUGCUGCAUGUUUGCUGCGUGUCUAUGUGUUUUCCAUUAUAUCAGCUAUCGUAUCCUAUGUAUGCCCAACGGACAGGUACAUUAACCCCACCAUGCAUAAUAGAGCUUGAG
Messenger RNA from Coniophora puteana RWD-64-598 SS2, 1640 nucleotides. Its product is annotated as cation efflux protein. Gene Ontology annotation, cellular component: membrane. The coding region runs from base 47 to 1528 and encodes 493 amino acids. Lineage: Eukaryota; Fungi; Basidiomycota; Agaricomycetes; Boletales; Coniophoraceae. The transcript has 8 exons. Gene Ontology annotation, biological process: intracellular zinc ion homeostasis; zinc ion transmembrane transport. Gene Ontology annotation, molecular function: zinc ion transmembrane transporter activity. The record is from RefSeq and is a predicted model, not a curated record.